AUGUCUGAAUAAACUUUGCUUGAAUCUAAUGAUGAUGAUAGGAUGGAGAGAGUAGUUUCUCACCAUAUGGAUAUUAUUUAAGAAGAAAGUUUUGUAGAUGAAGAAGAGUAAAAGGUAGAAUCAAAUAUAGAAUCUAUUUAAAUACCAUUAAGAAGAAAGAGUUCAUCAUCUCUUACUCUCGAAAACCCUUUUGUCUGUGUUUAAACAUUAUUCCUUAAAGCUAUCAUAUUAUUUAUGUACUUCUUUAUUAAUUUUUUUAAGUUUAAACUACCUUGGCAGAUUUUGCUUUCUCUGAUACUUGUGGUUGAUUUCGUAUUUUUCAACACAUAUUCAUAAUUCAAGUUAAUUGGUACUAAAUGGACUAUCAAAAGACCUUAGUCAUCCAUAAUUGAUAUAAUUCAAGUAUAAUUUAAUCCAAAUUUCUUAGUAACAGGGGAUUAGUCUAAUAAUGUAUAUCUAGAUAUUGUAAUAUUUAUUUUGAGUUUGCUAGUGCAUUACCUAUUUGCUUUGGCACAUUUACUUAUUGUUAUUUUUAUAUUGGAAGACUACUCAUAAAUUUAUCUAGAUUCCAUAGGUAUUAGCUUAAACAUCAUAAACUGCAUAGGAUUUUACCUUUGCUUUAAAGCUAAAAAAAAUAUUUAGAGAUAAAAUUAAGUGAUUCAAUUAAGAAUAAUAAGCAAUUCAACUAAAAGAACUACAAUAGGUUAGUCUCUUGUUUCAAGAAAUGCUAGCAUAAAUUGA
This is a messenger RNA of Tetrahymena thermophila SB210, 741 nucleotides long. RefSeq names its product transmembrane protein, putative. Gene Ontology annotation, cellular component: membrane. The transcript has 6 exons. The record is from RefSeq and is a predicted model, not a curated record. Lineage: Eukaryota; Ciliophora; Oligohymenophorea; Hymenostomatida; Tetrahymenidae.